This is a messenger RNA of Loa loa (African eye worm), 1077 nucleotides long. Its product is annotated as leucine Rich Repeat family protein. Gene Ontology annotation, cellular component: membrane. The transcript is spliced from 9 exons. Lineage: Eukaryota; Metazoa; Nematoda; Chromadorea; Rhabditida; Onchocercidae. The record is from RefSeq and is a predicted model, not a curated record. The coding region runs from base 1 to 1077 and encodes 358 amino acids. Gene Ontology annotation, molecular function: protein binding.
AUGAACAGGGAGAUCAAAAGAUUCACUGUCGCAUUGUUGCAUGUAGUCCGGUUUUUUCUGGCUUUCUGCGCUUUUGGUGCAGUAAAAGCUAAGCGACAGGCUAUUUCGGAAGAUCCAAAUUCUCGCCUCCAAUGCCAAGGUUCGCUGAGUGAUUAUGCAGCUUGUCAAUGUCGCGAGCAGGAUAGCGAAUUAUCUUGCAUAAAUGCUCAGUUUGUUGAUACAGAUGUUUUCCUCCAUGUAAAUAAUCAUUACAGGCAUCUUCGGAAAGUGACAUUUCAUGGGAAUAACUUUCAAGAUCUACCCGAUAGCCCAUUAUUUGGACAACAUCAACAUGAAAAUCUCGAGGUGCUAAAUAUCUCUGCAAAUUACAUUGUGAAUCUGCAUUCGAAUGCACUACGGGGAUUGCCAAAUUUAUUGGUCCUCGAUUUGAGUAAUAACGAAAUAGUACUGAAAGAAGAGGAUAUCAAUUUUUUGUCACAUACUCCAAAAUUGAAGCAGCUAUAUUUGAGGCGAGCAUUCACGCUUCUUGUCAAUCGUACCGUACAAUUUUCGCUGAUGAUGCGAAUGUUCAGGGAAGCUAAUUUACAGCAGCUAACUUAUAUUGAUCUGAGCUACAACUAUUUAACCAAACUACCCUACAAUUUACCAUGUCCAUUCCCGUCCUUGAGGUACCUCGAUUUGCGCCAGAAUUUUCUUCAAACGAUCAAUCUUAAUACGACUUGUUUAUCCAAAAUUGAGACCAUUGAUCUCAGCAGGAAUCAUAUCCGUCAACUGGAUGAAAUAUUCCGACAAGGAAUCGGUAAACAUGUGCAGCCAAAUUCGCUGUUAUUAAGAAAUUCGUUUCAUUGCAAUUGUGAGAGUAUUACCUACAUCAAAUGGGUCCGAAGUACCGAUAAAAUUCGUGACAAACAACAGCUUUCAUGUCAUCGAGCCAGUCCACCCGACUAUGCUGGAUUUGAGCUUGUCAAUGUACCGUUGGAAAAGCUAGACUGUACCGUAUCUCUUACCGUUACAUCAAAUGCAGGCAGCACAAUAUUCUCAGCAACAUUUCUCAUUUUUACGGUAUUCUUCUGGUGA